AGGCAUGUGUCGGUUGGGAAAUGGAACAAAUCCCGUUUAAUUUUGGUUCAGGGUUUUUUGCACAGUUUCGACCCAAUUGCCUCAAAAAACUCCUUAAAUAGCGAUGAUGUGUUAAUAUGUGUCGUGAGAUGCUGCAAAAUUACCCCGCGGAAGCCGUAAUUUGGUGUUCUUGAAUAUGUGCAACAUCGUGAAUUAUUUAAUUCAUUUACAUUAGCUGACCGGAGAGAGAGCAAUAUAAAAGAUUGAAUUAACGUCACCGAAGAAAGCCGAUGCCGUGAUCCGCUUUAAGACCUAAUUUUAACAAAUUUUUCAUGGUAUAAUUUGAUAUGACCUUUGGAGUAGGUGAAUAAUCGAUCUUGACGACGCAGAAUUUUUGAGGAGUUUGUUAUCUGUGUGGCUGAUUCAAAACGAUUUCGUUCGCGUGUUCUUUCGCAGUUACUGUAAUUCACGAGAGCCCCUUUGUUAUCCUUGUUUAUCGCAAACAGUUAACAUUCUUUUUUAAUCGAGAGAAGAAUAUUUAUGAAAAGUUCUUUGUUUAUGAAUAGCUAAAUCAUGUCUGAUAAAAAAUUAAAAUUAUGCACCUUAAUUUUAUUUCGAAGCUUUUAGUUGACUUGAAAGUGUCGUCUAGCAAAUAUUGUAAUGGGCGCAGGCGUCAUUGAAAUGUCUUAUAAAGUGCUAUGAACAACAGUUUACAAUUUUAACUUUAAAAACACCUGCUAUACAUGCGUGUCGUUUCUUCAGACCUUCCUUUUACAUUUUGUGAAUUUUUUCCACGAACAAACAUCAAUUAAUGUGACGCCAUAAAAGUAACGAGUUAGGUCCAGUACAAAGAAAGUAAAGUAUGAAAAUUUCCACAUCGUUGGAUGGAAGAUGGGCAAGAUUUAAAUAUACUCUGAUAAACCAAUAAGAGUGCGUGUUCAAGCCAUUACAUCAUGAAGCUGUCAGAAGUUAACCUCCACGUCAAUAUUGUUAUUUCCUUUAUUAUUAUUCCCAUCCAAAAGAUCCAUGAAUUUAUCUUUGACUUGACAAGCGUCUUCUAAGCAGAAAUUAAACGGGCGAGGGUUUGUCGGAGAAUCUCGUCAUCUUCACUGAAUCCUUACUGAAAAUUGAAGCCGUGCAGUGUUUUCCAAGCAGACGAUACUUAGUGCUAUGAUGAACAAUUCUACAUCAGGGGGAAGAACAUCUGGUUCUAACCUGGAAGUGAGCCUCACCAUGCAAGUUGUUUUAACUCUGCUAGCGGCAGCCAUUGCAACAUUUGAUCUGAUUGGCAACGCCAUCGUCAUUCACGUGACGCGUUCAAGAACACCCAUGCGCACAACAACAGAUCUUCUGAUUGCCAAUCUAGCAGCCGCUGACCUCAUGAUGCUACCUGUCAUUGUUUACUUGGUGAACUUUUUUUACAACCAGUUUGAUUGGUUCGGUGGUGUUAUGGGACAAGUCACGUGCCGGUUAGCGAUCUCUCUCCAGGCUCUAUCGGUUGUGAGCCAGGUGUACAGUAUACUGGCUAUUAGUGUAGAUCGCUGUUGUGUUAUAUUCUUUCCUUUAAAAAAGGUUUUUGAUAAAACAUGCAUUAAAUGGCUCAUUCUGGUCAUCUGGUUAAUCGCCGUGGCCUUUGCUAUUCCUCAAUUCAUGGUUGCAACAGUCAAAACAAAGAGGAAAAGGCACAGCUGCUAUCCUAGUUGGGAGAAGAGUGGAAUGUCUACAAGCCAUUAUACUCUUGUAUUUAUGGCAUUUGGUUAUUUAAUACCCUUAGUAACCAUAGCAACUCUCUACCUCGUCACCACCGUUAGGCUUUGGAAGAGUGCAGCCCCAGGUCACCACUCAAAGUUAGCGAUUGAUAGAAUCAGAGCCACGCGACGCAAACCUACUAAGAUGUUGAUUGGCAUUGUCAUUGUGUUUGCACUUUGUUGGUUUCCUUUACAUGCAGCGGAGAUAUUAAGACGAUUUGCCCGUGAGGUCUACUGGAGCCGUAUUCCCUUCGAAGUAAACAUUGUCUUGCCGUGGUUUGGGAUCGCGAACAGCGCAAUAAACCCAUUCAUUUAUCCUAUGUUCUGCGAGAAAUAUCGUUACGAAUUCAGGAGAAUCCUUUCCUUUCAGUCUAUUAGGAGAAGCACCCGCACGAAAUCUGGCUUGACGGUAAUGACUGGACAACCAAAAUUUAAUGGGGAAACCUGUAAACCUGAUGGGAUUAUUGCCAAAUAUAGCAAAAACGGCUGUUCUCUGAGAAAAUUUAGAACUAUUUACAUAACUUCAAUUUAAAUUCGAGUGAUAAGAUGGUAAAAGCCACAUAUGCUCCGAUAUAAGGACAAAUGGACUUGGUGAAGAUACACAAUUCGAAGACUUUCCCUUCUUUUUGCUUCUUCUCUUUCUUCUUUUUAUAACUCUUAAGUUUUAUAUUGCUGUUGCCUUUUUUUCCAGAGUCACUGUGUUACUUUUAAUAUCAAUUUUUAC
Stylophora pistillata is the source of this 2451-nucleotide messenger RNA. Its product is annotated as substance-P receptor-like. NCBI's taxonomy places the organism in Eukaryota, Metazoa, Cnidaria, Anthozoa, Scleractinia, Pocilloporidae. Gene Ontology annotation, cellular component: plasma membrane. The record is from RefSeq and is a predicted model, not a curated record. Gene Ontology annotation, biological process: G protein-coupled receptor signaling pathway. Gene Ontology annotation, molecular function: G protein-coupled receptor activity.